AUGGCGGAAUUCGUACGUGCCCAGAUUUUCGGCACGACCUUUGAGAUCACCAGCAGAUACACGGAUUUGCAACCUGUAGGAAUGGGUGCUUUCGGACUGGUCUGGUACGGCUCUGACCCCUCCCCCUCACGACGGCGGCGCAUCGCCCACUCCGCGAGGGACCAAUUGACCGCACAGCCGGUUGCCGUCAAGAAAAUCAUGAAGCCUUUCAGUACCCCGGUUCUUUCCAAGAGGACUUACCGCGAACUGAAGCUUCUGAAGCACCUGCGACACGAAAAUAUUAUCAGCUUGAGCGACAUCUUCAUUUCUCCUCUUGAGGACAUCUAUUUUGUCACGGAGCUUCUCGGUACCGAUCUACAUAGACUCAUUUCUUCUAGACCGCUGGAGAAGCAGUUCAUUCAGUACUUCUUAUACCAGAUUAUGCGAGGACUGAAAUAUGUUCACUCGGCAGGCGUUGUUCACCGUGACUUGAAGCCUAGCAACAUCCUCAUCAAUGAGAACUGUGACUUGAAGAUUUGUGAUUUCGGACUUGCGCGCAUUCAAGACCCGCAGAUGACAGGAUACGUCUCGACCAGGUACUACCGUGCACCAGAGAUCAUGCUCACAUGGCAGAAGUAUGAUGCCAAGGUGGACGUUUGGAGCGCAGCAUGCAUCUUCGCCGAGAUGCUGUUGGGAGCGCCUCUGUUCCCCGGAAAAGAUCAUGUCAAUCAGUUUUCCAUCAUCACAGAGCUUCUUGGAACCCCUCCGGACGAUGUGAUUCAAACAAUCUGCAGUGAGAACACUUUGCGGUUCGUCAAGUCGCUACCAAAGCGAGAGGCCCAAAAACUGGAGAACGUGUCAAAGUUCGCAUCGCUACUGCCUCGCGAAAAGGAAUAUUACGCCCAGCAGGGACACGAAAAUGAACCGGAAUAUGUGGACUGGAAAAAUGCCAUAGGACUCCUCGAUGCUAUGCUGGUUUACAGCCCCAAAGAUCGACUGAGUGCUACCGAUGCACUUCAGCACCCCUAUCUUGCACCGUACCAUGACCCCUCCGACGAGCCGGAGGCGGAGGAGAAAUUUGACUGGUCGUUUAAUGACGCCGACUUACCCGUGGACACCUGGAAGAUUAUGAUGUAUUCGGAAAUCCUGGACUUCCACAACAUCGACCAAGGUGGUGACAUCAAUCCAGCCCUUGUCGAGGGAGCCGGGCUCAAUCAGCAAGGAUUCCAAUAA
This is a messenger RNA of Aspergillus mulundensis, 1212 nucleotides long. RefSeq names its product mitogen-activated protein kinase HOG1 (gene sakA). Gene Ontology annotation, biological process: stress-activated MAPK cascade; osmosensory signaling pathway; cellular response to oxidative stress. Bases 1 to 1212 code for a protein of 403 amino acids. The transcript is spliced from 9 exons. Gene Ontology annotation, molecular function: MAP kinase activity; ATP binding. Lineage: Eukaryota; Fungi; Ascomycota; Eurotiomycetes; Eurotiales; Aspergillaceae. Gene Ontology annotation, cellular component: nucleus; cytoplasm. The record is from RefSeq and is a predicted model, not a curated record.